Molecule: messenger RNA, 1583 nt
Organism: Copidosoma floridanum
Lineage: Eukaryota; Metazoa; Arthropoda; Insecta; Hymenoptera; Encyrtidae
Gene: CPR14
Product: cuticular protein 14
Cellular component (GO): chitin-based extracellular matrix
Molecular function (GO): structural constituent of chitin-based larval cuticle
Source: RefSeq, a predicted model, not a curated record
AGUGCGCGGCUGCGUCACACACGUUGUCUUCUUCUUCAUCUCUGGAACAAAGUUUUGUUUUAGUUUUUUUUGUUUUUGUUUUUGUUUUUCGGCCCCAAGUGACGUUGAUUGUUCGACUGAUCAUUACUCGCUCCUAUCCACAACUGGAGAUUCCUUGCCAACCAUGCUGAACGUCAAGUUACUCCUGGCAGUCGCGUUGUGCGCGACAGCCGCUCUGGCAGCACCCCAGCGUCACGGGGGCGGCGGUGGAGCCGACAAGGACGCGGUCAUCACCUCACAGCAGCUGGAAGUCAACUUUGAUGGUACCUACGUCAACAACUUCGAGACGAGCAACGGCAUCAGUCACCAAGAGUCAGGUGCUCCCAAAGCGGCAGGCCAGGAAGGUCCGUCCGUGUCAUCGCAGGGCGCCACGUCGUACACAGCGCCAAACGGGGAGGUCGUCAGCAUCCAGUUCGUAGCUGACGAAAAUGGCUACGUUGCCCAAGGAUCCCACAUCCCAACGGCUCCACCAAUUCCCCCAGAAAUUCUCAAGGCCCUGGAAUACAACGCUGCACAUCCAGAGGAAGACUCGAUUGACUCCGGCCCACCCGGCAGGCCUGCUCCACGAGGUUAAUCGUCCACAGUGCCGAGCCAAGGGUCUGUCGUAGAGAAGGGACAGAUCGGGACAUCCGAUACGACGGUGAAGAUGCAUCAGCUUUGCUAUUCCAUCCGGAAGCGACGAAUGAAAAUACAGCAGUGCAACGCUCAAGAAUUCCUAUCAAUCCCUAUAAACUACCUCCCAUUUUUUUUCAUACAAGUGUAUUAACGAUCUGUUAUCCACCCCACAUCAAUUGUAUCGACACAUGCAUUAUUACCCGUAUCCACGCGUGCGUACGUCAUCUUUGCAGAGCAAUUACAAAAAAAAGCUAUAAAAACAAAAAAAAAACAAAAAAAAAAAGAUAAAAUGUAAUGUACGCACGCAUCACGACGCACAAUGUACAAUUAAUAUUAAGUUAAAAACAAAAAACAAAAAAACAAAUCGAGUCGUCACAAGUGGCACGUAACUAUCGCUUGCAUCAUACCUUUUUAUACAUACCUAUAUAUCUUUAUGCAAGAAAAGCAUCUACGUAUGGAAAAAUGCACUUUGAUAACCAUAUACAAGCCUACACGAUACAAAUAUAAAAAGCAUAUGUGCAUGGUCCUUUAAAGAAUACUCACCGAUCGUGUGACGCGCGCGAAUCGAUUGUCGCCAUGCUUCUUCUUCUUCUUCUUUGUGUCGCUUUAUUGUCUUCUUAUUUUGGAUAUCCCAGCUAUUUCAAGUCAAUGUACGAUUGUUCAUCCUCAAAAAUGGAUGAAUAUGAGUUUAUUGAGAAGAAAAAAUUUUUUAUAAAAAAAAAAAAACAACUGCAAUUAGCCGUUUACAUAUUUACGACAUGGAGAAUACUUCAUUAUAUACAAAUAUAUCAUGUCGUUAUAUACUAUUUACUUUCUUUCUUACUGUAUACACGUUGUAAUAACGCAUUCAAACAGUAAUGUACGAAUGUAUACACCCUAUUAUCCUUGUGAUUUUUUUUUAUAUGUGUAAAUAAAAAGUUCCGCCUAAA